Malus domestica (apple) is the source of this 1246-nucleotide messenger RNA. RefSeq names its product myb-related protein 315. NCBI's taxonomy places the organism in Eukaryota, Viridiplantae, Streptophyta, Magnoliopsida, Rosales, Rosaceae. The record is from RefSeq and is a predicted model, not a curated record.
UAUCUAGUUAGACUGAAAUGCUUUUUUCCAAUUCAAUCAUUUAUCUCCCCUCUCAAACAACAACGUUCUGAUUUUUUAAUGACUGAAUGAACUGGCAAGGCAUCUUUGCUUGGAUUAUAAGGCUCCCUUUUUAAGCUAGCCCUCCCACUUUAUUGUCCACUUAGGAAUUCAGGCUUUCUCACUUUUGCUGCUCGGCUGAGUUUUGUUUGGUUUUGUUUUUGUUUUGAGGAACCUCGCCGGUACUAGAGAGAUUUAGUUUGCGACAAUGGGAAGACAACCUUGUUGUGACAAGGUCGGACUGAAACGAGGACCAUGGACUAUCGAGGAAGAUCACAAGCUCAUGAAUUUUCUCAACAAUGGCAUCCAUUGCUGGAGAAUGGUACCUAAACUUGCAGGGUUGCUGAGAUGUGGUAAAAGCUGCAGGUUAAGAUGGAUCAAUUAUCUAAGACCAGACCUUAAGCGAGGUGCUUUUACUGAAACUGAAGAGAAUGAAAUGAUUCAACUCCAUUCAUGUCUUGGUAACAGGUGGUCUAAGAUUGCUUCACAUUUUCCUGGUCGGACUGAUAACGAAAUCAAGAACCACUGGAAUACCAGAAUCAAGAAGAGGUUAAAGCACCUUGGCGUAGACGCUUUGACCCACAAACCAAUUGAGGAAAAAGAAAGCACUGAAGAAAAUAAAGAGACAAUUACUCUACACUCAAACAUUACUUCUUCAUCGUCGGAAGAAGGACUACACGAGUCACCAAGCAAUGGCUUGGAGGCUAAGAUACUGCAGGAUAGUUAUGGAAAUGAAGGGUUUCCAGAAUCAGAUGAGAAAUUGCAGAAUGAGGUUCAGUUAGCCCCGUUGGAUGACACGAACGAUAUCUUGAAAAAUUAUGAAGUUUUUUGUGGAAGCUUGGAUUUGGGAACAUUGAAGUUGAACCAAGGAAUUACCAACACCAGCAGCAUGUCUAAUUCGUAUAGUACUUCUUCGUUUUCGAUCGAAGAUUCUAACAACGCUUCGAUUUCAAUAGCGGAAUCCAUGCAGGAAAAUUGUCGGCAACAUUGGGGUUGACACAGUCGAUUCCAUGCUGCCAUGGGAUGGUUUCAAUAAUCUCGAGCAAGACCUUUUUUUCUUUUGAUCAAAACCGCCAUUGAUGAACAUUAUUUCCCAUCACUCAAGCUACAAAAUUGUUGCAACAGUUAAAUCAGAUGAUAUGAUGAUUUUGAUUGAGAGUAUUGCAUUAAUCAAAUAUGAAAUUUCUAA